AUGGGGAUUUUGAAGAAUUGUGUGGCGCCUGCGGAGAAGCUUCACGCGCUUAUUGUGGCGGAGGCUGUUGUGGGUAUAGUUGGUAAGGAAUGUUCUUUUGGUCCAAUGAAUUUGCCUGGUGUGGAAGAGGCUGUUGUGCCGGGGGAUAGAUGUGUGUUGCUUGUUUUGGAGUCGUCUAGGAUUGAGAUUGCUGUUCUUCUUAAUGACUUGGCUUAUUUGAAGUUUGAAGCUUCAGAGAGUUCUUUGGCUGACAAUAAUGUUGUUUCGAAGGAAAGGAAUCUUUGUGUCGCGCUUUCAUUGGUGGAAAUUAUUGUGAAAAUGAUUGCAGGUGUUGCUGAAGAUGAAGGUGGUGUUAUUAACGAAAGUACUUUUAUUAAAAUUAUAAAUGGGCUUAAUGAGACGACUGGGGUCAUCCUUGAGUAUAUACAAGAUGCGAAGAUAACAAUGGAAGUUGAUGGAUGUCGUGUUGUACCUUUUUCCGGAGCGCAAAAAGCUGUUGUAAGUUGCCUCAUUAAGCUGAUUAGUCUUAAUGGUGAGAAAGCAAAGGAUGGUAGUUUGGUAUAUCUGGCAUAUGAUACACUUAUGAACGUUCUGUUAAAGAAAGAAGAAGUCCCUAUUUCCUUUGAUGGCGCUGACGUAGUUGAGCUCUUGGCAACUUUGGUUUACUGGUCGGAGAAUAGCAGUCACCACUCUGUUGUUAUGAUGGCCGCAACUAUCUCUUCAUUAAUUCUAGACUUCACAUUGGAGGAUGCUCUUCGACAACAUCCAGGCUUUGAUGAUGGCAAGUUGGCUGGUCUCUGUCAACUCUUGAAGAGAAGUAUGACUGCUAGUAGUGAGGAUGUGUUCUAUGAGGAAGCUGAAGCGGAUCUCUAUGAGAUUGUCAUUUCAGGAUAUUCGCGCUGGUCUAAGAGUUUUCCUCGCAUCAAGGCAGCAAUUGGAAAAUAA
Molecule: messenger RNA, 945 nt
Organism: Daucus carota subsp. sativus
Lineage: Eukaryota; Viridiplantae; Streptophyta; Magnoliopsida; Apiales; Apiaceae
Exons: 3
Coding region: 1-945 (314 amino acids)
Source: RefSeq, a predicted model, not a curated record